Messenger RNA from Anolis carolinensis (green anole), 617 nucleotides. RefSeq names its product small integral membrane protein 11 (gene smim11). The record is from RefSeq and is a predicted model, not a curated record. NCBI's taxonomy places the organism in Eukaryota, Metazoa, Chordata, Lepidosauria, Squamata, Anolidae. The coding region runs from base 225 to 410 and encodes 61 amino acids. The transcript has 4 exons.
AGCGCUGAAAAGGUUAACAGCUUUCCUUCUAGUAGGUGAUGUCAUGACUGAUACAAGCAUUUAAAGCACAAAGGAUUCUGGGAACUGUAGUUUGUAGACCUUCCCAUCCGUUUUCGUGCCUUCUUGCUUUAAGGUUGCUUUUUAACCCAAUUAGUUUCUUCUGAAUUUUCCCUGCAUUAUUUGGCGCAGCAGGUUGUAUAAACGGAAUUCUUCACGGAAUCAAGAUGUGGCUGGUGAAUUGGAAGGUACUGGAAAAUUUUCCAUUGCUGAUGUACAUUUUAGCUGCCAAAACAUUAAUUCUUUGCUUAGCAUUUGCUGGGGUAAAAAUGUACCAGAGAAAAAGGCUAGAAGAAAAAAUCAAAAAAGAAGAGGAAGAAAGGCUGAAAGGGGCAGGCAAGAAAGAAAACUGAAGGAUUUUCCAAAGUUUUUUAGGCACUUGGCAGCUUACUUGGAUUCAUAUCCAUGGAGAGUUGAAGACUUUCUUCUGUGCCAGAGAAAUUAAUUUCUCAAGAGCAUCAAUUAUUUAAACCAACAUUGUCUUGAAUUAUUAUUAUUAUUUGUAUGAGUAAGAAGAAUAUUUUGUCACCGCUUUAUACAAUAAAAACUCUCUUUGUAAA